AUGGCACAUAACUACGAAGUUGGAACGCGGGCCUGGCAACCAGAUCCGACUGAAGGAUGGAUCGCAUCCGAGGUGAAGGAAAAAUUGGUUGAUGGGGAUAAGGUUCAGCUUGUGUUCGCAUUGGAAAAUGGGGAGUCGAAAACAUUGGAUACAACGCAAAUCGAAUUGCAGUUGGGCAAUAGCUCAAAUUUACCUCCCUUAAUGAACCCGGCCAUGUUGGAAGCUAGCGAAGAUCUUACCAAUCUCUCUCAUUUAAAUGAGCCUGCCGUGCUGCAGGCUAUUAAACUCCGGUAUGCGCAGAAGGAAAUAUAUACAUAUAGCGGGAUAGUCCUCAUCGCGACAAAUCCUUUCGCCCGAGUCGACUCUCUCUAUGUUCCACAAAUGGUGCAAGUGUACGCUGGGAAACAACGGGCAUCACAGGCGCCUCAUUUAUUCGCCAUCGCUGAAGAAGCAUUUGCUGAUAUGUUACGAGAUGGAAAGAAUCAAACAAUUGUCGUCUCCGGAGAGUCGGGGGCCGGGAAGACGGUUAGCGCCAAAUACAUCAUGAGGUAUUUCGCAACUCGUGAAUCCUCUGACCAACCCGGCAAAUAUACCACAAGCAGAGCGGAUGCGAUUAGUGAAACAGAGGAGCAAAUAUUGGCCACAAACCCGGUUAUGGAAGCUUUCGGUAACGCCAAAACCACGCGCAAUGAUAAUUCUUCUCGGUUUGGAAAGUAUAUCGAGAUCAUGUUCGAUGAUAGAACCAAUAUCAUUGGUGCAAAGAUCAGAACAUAUCUUUUGGAACGGUCACGAUUGGUAUUCCAACCUCUCAAGGAACGAAACUAUCACAUUUUCUACCAGCUUGUUGCUGGUGCAACAGAUGACGAAAAACAAGAUCUUGGUUUAGGCUCGGCUGAGGACUUUGACUAUCUCAAUCAAGGGGGAACGCCCACUAUUGAUGGUGUAGAUGACAAGAUGGAAUUCAAUGCGACAAGGAGAUCUCUUAGCACCAUUGGCGUAUCGGAUAAGACACAAACCGAAAUAUUUCGCAUUCUUGCAGCUCUUUUACACCUCGGCAAUGUUAAAAUCACCGCGACUAGAACCGACUCAACUCUAUCCCCCUCAGAACCAUCUCUUAUCCGAGCCUGUGAAAUAUUUGGAAUCGAUACCAAUGAAUUUGCUAAAUGGAUAGUCAAGAAGCAGCUUAUCACAAGGGGUGAGAAGAUUACCUCAAAUUUGACACAACAACAGGCCAUAGUCGUGAGGGACUCAGUCGCAAAAUUCAUAUAUUCAAGUCUGUUCGAUUGGCUUGUCGAGAAAAUUAACUGCGGUCUGGCAACUGACAAAGUUCUAAGCAAGUUCAAAGCUUUCAUUGGAGUUCUGGAUAUAUACGGAUUCGAACACUUCGCUAAGAACUCCUUUGAACAGUUCUGCAUCAACUACGCCAAUGAAAAACUCCAGCAAGAGUUUAACCAGCAUGUUUUUAAACUCGAGCAAGAAGAAUACGUACGGGAACAAAUAGAUUGGACUUUCAUUGAUUUCUCAGACAAUCAGCCGUGCAUUGAUCUGAUUGAAGCGAAGUUAGGUAUUUUGUCCCUUUUGGAUGAAGAGUCGCGACUGCCAAUGGGCUCUGAUGAACAGUUUGUGACUAAGCUGCAUCACAAUUUUGCCGCGGAUAAACAGAAAUUCUACAAAAAACCCCGAUUUGGGAAAUCGGCAUUCACGAUAUGUCACUACGCGAUUGACGUAACUUACGAAUCUGAUGGCUUUAUAGAGAAGAACAGGGAUACUGUCCCAGAUGAGCAUAUGGAAAUUUUACGCAACUCUUCAAAUGAAUUUGUCAGAGAGAUCUUAGACACAGCAGCUGCCGUACGCGAGAAGGAUUCGGCUGCCAUUUCGUCUAAGCCCGUUGCUGCUCCAGGUCGUAAAAUCGGUGUUGCUGUUAAUCGCAAACCUACACUUGGUGGAAUUUUCAAAUCAUCCUUGAUUGAGCUCAUGAAUACAAUCAACUCCACAGAUGUGCAUUAUAUUCGCUGUAUCAAACCUAACGAGGCGAAGGAGGCAUGGAAGUUCGAAGGACCAAUGGUCCUCAGUCAAUUAAGGGCUUGUGGUGUCCUUGAGACAGUUCGCAUCAGCACUGCUGGGUACCCAACCCGCUGGACGUAUGAGGAAUUUGCUAUCCGCUAUUACAUGCUUUGUCAUUCCUCACAAUGGACAUCUGAAAUCAGAGAGAUGUGCCAUGCAAUUCUCCAAAAAGCUCUUGGAGACGGUAGCCACCAGAAAGAGGAUAAAUACCAACUAGGUCUAACGAAAAUAUUCUUCCGAGCGGGCAUGCUUGCUUUCCUUGAAAAUUUGCGCACGUCCAGGCUGAAUGAAUGUGCUAUAAUGAUACAGAAGAAUUUGCGGUGCAAAUACUAUAGACGUCGGUAUCUUGAAGCCCGUGCUUCUAUUCUCACAACCCAGGCGCUUAUUAGGGGCUUUUUGGCAAGACAGCGUGCGGCGGAGGUGCGCCAAGUUAAGGCCGCUACGACAAUCCAGAGAAUAUGGAGGGGGCAGAAGGAAAGGAAAAAUUACGCCCGCAUUCGUGGGAACUUUAUCCUAUUCCAGUCGGUUGCCAAGGGAUUCCUCUGCCGCCGGAACAUUAUGGACACUAUUCAUGGCAAUGCAGCAAAGGUUAUACAGAGCUCGUUCCGUUCUUGGAGGCAGUUGCGCGCCUGGCGACAGUAUCGCAGAAAAGUAAUGAUUGUCCAGAAUCUCUGGAGGGGCAAACAGGCCAGAAAACAAUACAAAAAGCUUCGAGAGGAUGCGCGAGAUCUGAAGCAGAUAUCCUACAAGUUGGAGAACAAGGUGGUGGAAUUAACACAGUAUCUGGAGUCUUUGAAGCGUGAAAACAAGUCAUUGAACUCGCAGCUAGAGAAUUACGAGACCCAGAUAAAGUCAUGGAGGAGCCGUCAUAAUGCUUUGGAGAAUCGCACGAGAGAGCUCCAGGCUGAGGCAAAUCAAGCUGGCAUUACUGCUGCCCGAUUGAUUGCUAUGGAGGAGGAAAUGAGCAGGUUGCAGCAGAACCACAACGACGCACAGGCAACUAUCAGGCGUCUACAAGAGGAAGAAAGAGCUUCGCGGGAAUCAAUACAUACCGCUAACCAGGAACUGGAGGGUCUCAAGCGUCUGAACACUGAAGCUGAAAAUGAAAAAUUAUCUCUUCGUCAGCAAGUUGCCGACCUAGAAGAGCAACUAGAGCUUGCAAAACAAGCCAUGCCUGUGAAUGGAUUAAGUGGAGAACAACAUAAUGGCGGAGCGAUCCAGCCCCCUGCAAGUGGUUUGAUCAAUCUAGUCUCCUCGAAAAAACCAAAACCUAAGCGACGAAGCGCAGGUGCAGAAAAGAUUGAUACCGAUCGCUUCAGUGGUGCUUACAAUCCACGGCCUGUGUCCAUGGCAAUCCCAAGUUCUCUCGCUCGUCACAAUCUUUCCGGCACAACACUUUCUCAAGGUAUAGAUUCCGUUGAAGUUGAGCUUGAAAAUUUGCUGUCUGAGGAAGAUGACCUCAACGAAGAAGUAACAAUGGGCCUAAUACGUAACCUCAAAAUCCCAUUACCUAGCUCCACGCCGCCUCCAACGGAAAAGGAAGUCCUGUUUCCUGCUUAUCUGAUCAAUCUCGUCACUUCUGAGAUGUGGAACAACGGCUUUGUUAAGGAAUCCGAGCGUUUCUUGGCCAACGUGAUGCAGUCAAUCCAGCAAGAGGUCAUGCAGCAUGAUGGUGAUGAUGCUAUCAACCCUGGAGCCUUCUGGCUCUCUAACGUACACGAGAUGCUUUCGUUUGUAUUUCUAGCUGAGGAUUGGUAUGAAGCGCAGAAAACCGACAAUUACGAGUAUGAUCGUCUAUUGGAGAUUGUGAAGCAUGACUUGGAAAGCCUGGAAUUCAAUAUAUACCAUACUUGGAUGAAAGUCUUAAAGAAGAAACUUUUUAAGAUGAUCGUCCCAGCAAUUAUUGAAUCCCAGUCCCUACCAGGGUUUGUUACAAGCGAGACAAAUCGCUUCCUAGGAAAACUCCUACCCUCCAACAAUAAUCCAGCUUACAGUAUGGAUAAUCUCCUCAGCCUCUUAAACAAUGUCUACAGGGCAAUGAGAGCUUUCUACCUCGAGGAUUCCAUAAUCACCCAGACUGUUACUGAGCUUCUACGCCUUGUUGGUGUUACCGCCUUCAACGACCUUCUUAUGCGGAGAAACUUUCUAUCGUGGAAACGCGGCCUCCAGAUCAAUUAUAAUAUAACGCGCAUUGAGGAGUGGUGUAAAAGUCAUGACAUGCCUGAAGGUACAUUACAGCUGGAGCACUUGAUGCAAGCGACUAAACUUCUCCAGCUCAAGAAGGCUACGCUUAACGACAUUGAAAUUAUCCAGGAUAUUUGUUGGAUGCUGUCACCUAACCAAAUACAAAAACUUUUGAACCAGUAUCUUGUAGCAGAUUAUGAACAGCCUAUCAAUGGCGAGAUCAUGAAGGCAGUAGCCUCUCGUGUCACUGAAAAGAGCGACGUCCUCUUGUUGGCCCCUGUUGACAUGGAGGAUAGCGGGCCAUACGAGAUUGCAGAACCACGAGUUAUCACUGCUUUAGAGACAUACACACCGUCUUGGCUCCAAACACCCCGAUUGAAACGUCUUGCAGAGAUUGUUUCCGCUCAGGCAAUGGCACAACAGGAGAGGAUUGAGUUGGCGGAAAAUGGUAGCGUCUCUGCCGAGUGA
Aspergillus tanneri is the source of this 4716-nucleotide messenger RNA. RefSeq names its product type V myosin (gene MYO2). The coding region runs from base 1 to 4716 and encodes 1571 amino acids. The transcript is spliced from 7 exons. Gene Ontology annotation, molecular function: microfilament motor activity; ATP binding; actin filament binding. NCBI's taxonomy places the organism in Eukaryota, Fungi, Ascomycota, Eurotiomycetes, Eurotiales, Aspergillaceae. Gene Ontology annotation, biological process: actin filament organization; vesicle transport along actin filament. The record is from RefSeq and is a predicted model, not a curated record. Gene Ontology annotation, cellular component: myosin complex; vesicle; actin cytoskeleton.